Molecule: messenger RNA, 2171 nt
Organism: Gracilinanus agilis (Agile Gracile Mouse Opossum)
Lineage: Eukaryota; Metazoa; Chordata; Mammalia; Didelphimorphia; Didelphidae
Gene: EIF1B
Product: eukaryotic translation initiation factor 1B
Exons: 4
Coding region: 222-563 (113 amino acids)
Biological process (GO): translational initiation
Cellular component (GO): eukaryotic 43S preinitiation complex
Molecular function (GO): ribosomal small subunit binding; RNA binding; translation initiation factor activity
Source: RefSeq, a predicted model, not a curated record
CCUCCUCUUUCGCGUCUCCUCCGCUCCUUGCCUCUGCCGCCUCCCGCUGCCGCUGCCCCGCCGCCUCCGUCGCCGCCCUCCGCCCGCCUCCGCUCCGCUCCCGGCCGCCAGCUCUCCUUUAUUUAUCUCACCUUCCUCGCCCCACAGCCUCCUGACACAAGGUCCUCCCGGGCGCGCCCCGCAGGCAUUUUAUCCCCUCACCGGCCUCUCACUAAUAUCGCAUGUCCACUAUCCAGAACCUCCAAUCUUUCGACCCCUUUGCUGAUGCAACUAAGGGUGACGACUUACUCCCGGCAGGGACUGAGGAUUACAUUCAUAUAAGAAUCCAACAACGAAACGGCAGAAAGACACUGACCACUGUUCAGGGAAUUGCAGAUGAUUAUGACAAAAAGAAACUUGUGAAAGCUUUCAAAAAGAAAUUUGCUUGUAAUGGUACUGUGAUUGAACACCCUGAAUACGGUGAGGUUAUCCAACUUCAAGGUGACCAGAGAAAGAACAUUUGCCAGUUCCUCCUGGAGGUUGGCAUUGUCAAGGAGGAGCAGCUUAAGGUUCAUGGUUUCUAAAAUGAGCAAAAACACAUGGAGAAUUUCUUGAAUAGUUUUGUUCUCUAAGCCGAAUUGGCUACCUUGUGAAAUGAGUCUCUGCAGUAAACGGACUUUUCAUUUAUUUAAUCAUUCAAAGUUCCAUUCACAUCUGCAUGAUUACAGAAAACAUGUCUGUAGGCUAGUAACACAUAAGAAAAUUGCAGUAAGAUGGUAACUAAGCCCCUUAUUCAUCCUAACACAUUUCCAAUGGAAAGUAUUUUGUUUCAAGUGUUUAUUGUUCAGUUUAUUACUUUUCACUUAAAAUGUUUUUGUUGUAUUAAACCAUGUAUGUUGCAGCUUAACAAUAAAAAAGCUUCUUAACACUUCUGUGAGCAGUUAUGCUCCCAAGUCUAAACAAGACCCAGUUACAAGCACUUUUUUUUUAAUUUUUUAUUAAUAUAAACUUUCAAUAAAUGGAUUUCUCCUUCAGCAAAUACUUCCAGGAAGAAUAGUUAAACUUUAUUGUGACAUUGGAAGCUAAUCCUCUGAGCACUGAAGGAAAUGGGAGCAUUAAAUACUCUUGAGUUUGCUUCCCCUUCCCCUAGUAUAAUGGCACAUUCCAUGACCAUUCCUUGUUUACUGAAUAAAAUCCUUGGAACAUAGUAUAAGUGUAGUACAGAGCUGAACUAUAUCUUAUCAUCAGUGCCACAAUUCAGGUCCUUGUGAAUUAAAAAGUCGUCACUGGAAUUGUGCUCCUGUCAAGAAAUUAAUAUCAUCUUUGGGUGAAUCUUUUGCUCCAAUACCUAUUUUAUGGCUCAUGCCUUAAAGUAAAAUAAGCAGAGAAUCUUCUGAAUGAGGAAAGAGGAGAAUCAACUUGGGAAUAGUAUGAGAUAAGUUGGAGGUGUGUGGAUUAGAGUAACAUGAUGGGGGUGGGGCAUGAUUUAAAAUGCUAGAAAUGCAGUCCCUCUUCAUAGUUAAUAAAUUGUAAUGGAGACAAUAGCCUUGAUGUUUUUGUCAAGGGAAUUAAUAUAGUUGCACAGUAUUCAAGCAGAAUAGCCAAAACAACUGGACCCAAAUGUAUAAGCUAUUAAAUAAUAAACUGAGGACAGGGACCUUGCUUUUGUAUUCUCCAUAGUGGUGUGUACAUACAUAGUAGGUGCCUGGUAAAUAUUUGUCAAAUUAAUAUAGUGAGUCAAUUUUGAUUUAUUAGAUGGUUCUGUGAAAUGUAUGUUAUCACAUUGUGUGCCAGCUGAACCUAUGUCCAUAAUACUUGCUAAAUAUACUUGCCUCCAUGAAUUCAUUCUGUUCACCCAUGAUUUUAUAACGGGGAGGGGCACUGUCUUGUUUUCCUUAAUGGAAUAAAAUAUUAGAACUAAGACUUAACUAUUCACUUUAUAGUUAAGUUUGGAAUUUGCAUUGUAGUCAACAUCUUUGGAAAAUCUUAUGGAAUCAACAGUCUGGUAAUGUGCCAUAUAAAUGUGAUAUGUCCAUUUUAAAUAACUGAGAGUUGUAUUUAUUUUCAUGUAUAUCAUAAUAUAUAACAUUAGUGGUCUUUGAGCUGUAUUUGAGGACUUUUUUUGCACUUUUUUCAUUAUAAGUGUUUUCCACACAUUUGAAAUGAAAACAGAUUUUUCUUUGAGAUGAAAA